CAACCCAAGCUUUAGCCAAACACAAACCCCUCCACUUUCCCUUUCAAUCUUCCCUCCUUCCCUCCCUCCUUCCUUCCCUCCUUUAGUAGUUUUGUAGCCACCACCACACAUAAAACUCAAAAAUUCUAUCCAACUCCCUGUCCAUGGCGGCCGCCGAUCCAACUCAGUUGCAGCAACUCGCCCUCCUUGUCGGCCCCGACCCCACUCACUUCGAAACCCUGGUAAACCACCUCAUGUCUUCCUCCAAUGACCAACGUUCUGCGGCAGAGUCAUUCUUCAACAUCUGCAAGCAAGCUCACCCUGACUUACUCCUCCUCAGACUUGCUCAUCUGCUCUCAUCCUCGGCCAAUCCUGAGGUUCGCGCCAUGUCCGCUAUCCUCCUCCGCAAGCACCUUACUCGCGCGACUGCCAACGAUGACUCGUUCCUCUACCCCAAGCUCACCGAGUCAACUCGCUCUGCCAUUAAGAAUAUACUACUCUCUUCUCUUCAGCGAGAGACUACAAAAUCGAUAACUAAAAAGAUAAACGAUACGGUUUCAGAGCUCGCUGCAUCUGUUUUGCCGGAUGGUGGGUGGCCUGAGCUGCUGCCGUUCAUGUUUCAAUGCGUGACCUCACAAAAUCAUAAUCUCCAAGAAUCGGCGCUUUUGAUUUUUGCGCGUUUGGCUCAGUUUGUUGGCGAAACCCUAAUUCUCCAUUUGAGUACUCUUCAUGAACUGUUUUUAAAAUGUUUAAGUAAUUCUACGAGUGCCGAAUUGAGAAUUGCAGCUUUAAAUGCAACAAUUAAUUUCAUACAAUGCUUAUCAAACAAUAACGAUCGCGAAAAGUUUCAGGAUUUGUUGCCAUUAAUGAUGCGGACUUUGACCGAAGCAUUGAAUAGCAAACAAGAGGCGACGGCCCAAGAAGCGCUUGAAUUGUUGAUUGAAUUAGCAGGGAGCGAGCCUAGAUUUUUGAGGAAGCAAAUAAUGGAGGUUGUAGGCUCCAUGUUGCAAAUAGCGGAGGCGGAGAGUUUAGAGGAAGGGACGAGGCAUUUGGCGAUAGAGUUUGUAAUUACGCUAGCUGAGGCGAGAGAGAGGGCGCCCGGACUGAUGAGGAAGUUUCCGCAGUUUGUGCAUAAGCUGUUUAUGGUGUUAAUGACGAUGUUAUUGGAUAUAGAAGAUGAUCCUGUGUGGCAUAGUGCAGAGACUGAGGAUGAGGAUGCUGGGGAGACUAGUAAUUAUGGGUUUGGGCAGGAGUGUUUGGACAGGCUAUCGAUUUCUCUUGGUGGGAAUACUGUGGUUCCAGUUGCUUCUGAGGUUUUGCGGGGCUUCUUGGCAGCUCCAGAGUGGGAGAAGCAUCAUGCUGCACUCAUUGCACUGGCACAGAUCGCCGAGGGUUCCUCAAAGGUGAUGAUAAGGAACCUCGAGCAGAUAGUUUCUAUGGUUUUAAACUCAUUCCAAGAUCCCCAUCCCCGUGUGAGGUGGGCUGCUAUAAACGCAAUUGGACAAUUGUCAACUGACCUGGGCCCUGAUUUGCAAAUAAAGUAUAAUCAGCAAGUGCUUCCUGCUUUGGCUGGAGCAAUGGACGAUUUUCAGAAUCCUCGAGUUCAGGCGCAUGCCGCGUCAGCAGUACUUAAUUUCAGUGAAAAUUGUGCUGCAGAUAUACUGGCACCAUACUUGGAUGGAAUUGUAAGCAAACUUCUUGUACUCCUCCAGAAUGGCAAGCAAAUGGUGCAAGAGGGUGCCCUGACAGCUUUAGCAUCAGUUGCUGAUUCAUCACAGGAGCAAUUUCAGAAAUAUUAUGAUGCUGUAAUGCCUUACUUGAAAGCCAUACUGGUGAAUGCAAAUGACAAGUCUAAUCGCAUGCUUCGUGCAAAAGCUAUGGAGUGCAUUAGUUUGGUUGGGAUGGCUGUUGGAAGGGACAAAUUUAGGGAUGAUGCUAGGCAGGUUAUGGAUGUCUUAAUGUCACUUCAAGGAUCUCAAAUGGACGCAGAUGAUCCAACAAUAAGCUACAUGCUACAAGCAUGGGCCAGGCUUUGCAAAUGCCUCGGGAAGGAUUUUCUUCCAUAUAUGAAUGUUGUCAUUCCCCCUCUGCUUCAGUCUGCACAGCUUAAGCCUGAUGUAACAAUUACUUCUGCAGAUUCAGAUGUUGAUAUUGAUGAUGAUGACAGCAUUGAAACAAUUACUCUUGGGGAUAAAAGAAUAGGGAUCAAGACUAGUGUUCUGGAGGAAAAAGCUACAGCAUGUAACAUGCUUUGCUGCUAUGCUGAUGAAUUGAAGGAAGGAUUUUUCCCGUGGAUUGAUCAGGUAGCUACUACAUUGGUUCCUCUCCUUAAGUUUUAUUUCCAUGAAGAAGUUAGGAAGGCUGCAGUUUCAGCUAUGCCUGAACUAUUACGUUCAGCUAAGCUAGCUAUAGAAAAGGGUCAAUCUCAUGGACGGAAUGAGUUGUAUUUGAAACAAUUGUCCGAUUACAUUCUUCCUGCUUUGGUGGAGGCUUUACACAAGGAGCCAGAGGUGGAAAUUUGUGCAAGCAUGUUGGAUUCAUUGACUGAAUGUAUACAGGUUUCUGGACCUAUUUUAGAAGAAAGCCAAGUAAGGUCCAUUGUGGAUGAGGUGAAACAGGUCAUCACAGCCAGUGCAGCCAGGAAACAGGAAAGAGCAGAGAGGGCCAGAACAGAGGACUUUGAUGUAGAAGAAGGGGAGUUACUAAAGGAAGAAAAUGAGCAAGAAGAAGAACUCUUUGAUCAAGUUGGUGAAUUAUUGGGCACGCUAAUUAAGACCUUUAGGGUCUCUUUCUUGCCUUUCUUUGACGAGCUCUCAUCUUACAUAACACCCAUGUGGGGUAAGGAUAAAACAGCAGAAGAGAGGAGAAUUGCCAUUUGUAUAUUUGAUGAUGUUGUGGAGCAAUGCCGGGAAGCAGCUCUUAAAUAUUAUGAUACUUAUGUUCCUUUCCUUUUGGAGGCCUGCAAUGAUGAAAAUCCAGAUGUUCGUCAGGCAGCUGUUUAUGGGGUUGGUGUUUGUGCAGAGUUUGGUGGAUCUGCGUUUAAACCACUUGUUAGGGAGGCCCUUUCUAAGCUGAAUGUUGUAAUAAGCGAUCCUAGUGCACAUCUUCCGGACAAUGUUAUGGCAUAUGACAAUGCUGUUUCAGCGCUUGGAAAAAUAUGCCAGUUCCAUCGGGAUAGUAUAGAUGCAGCACAGGUAUUCCCUGCUUGGUUAAGCUGCUUACCAAUAAAAAGUGAUCUAAUUGAGGCAAAGCUUGUGCAUGACCAGCUUUGCUCAAUGGUUGAACGGUCGGAUAGAGAACUUUUAGGAAUGAACAAUCAAUAUCUUCCCAAAGUUGUCCAUGUUUUUGCUGAGGUCAUAUGUGCAGGUAAAGACUUGGCAACAGAGCAAACUGUUAGUCGAAUGAUUAAUCUAUUGAGGCAGCUUCAGCAGAUGUUACCGCCUGCCACCCUAGCAUCAACCUGGUCGUCCUUGGAGCCACAACAGCAACUUGCCUUGCAAUCUAUUCUGUCUUCUUAGUUCCUCAGGAGAUGGUGGAAUUCUGUUGUUAUUUCCUUGGUGAAGCUGCAUUAAGUUAUCCUUAAUCCCUUUCAUUUGUGGGUAUGUCAUUGUUCCUCUUCGGGAAGUAGCUGUGUCCGGUGAUUGGAGUUCUUUCUGUGGUGGUGGGCAUUUCGUUGUUUUUGGGGGAUGCCUUCAUGUAUACGUGUGCAUAUUAUUAUGUGUUAAUAUCUCCUCUCUUUUUUUUUUCAUCAACUGUUCUGUAAAGAAAUUUCUAUGGAGUGGUUCUUCAUUUGAUUUGGAGGGGAAAAACAGGAAAAGUUUUGGAGUAGAAUGUGUGAAUUAUGAGUGCUAUUCAUUGAUAAGAAUGAAUAGGGAGUUACCAAAAAUUUACAGGUCGUUGAUUGGAUGUCCAGGUUGGUGUGGCUAAGGUUGAGGGCUUGAGGCUUGUGAAUGGCGCCAUUUUUGUAACUCAAAUGUUGGGAAAUGGUUUAUAUAUAUAUAUAUAUUUGGUAGAAGAGUGUGCAUCAUCCUACUAAAUUUUGUGUUAGUAGCGAGGAUGAUUUCAAUACAAGCUAGCUGAAAAGUUAUUUAUUUUCUUUGGUACCUUGCUUGAGGCGAUUUUGCAAUUUAGUGGGUGUGAUCAUUUUCAUGCUA
Messenger RNA from Hevea brasiliensis (rubber tree), 4133 nucleotides. RefSeq lists its product as uncharacterized. The record is from RefSeq and is a predicted model, not a curated record. Gene Ontology annotation, biological process: protein import into nucleus. The transcript is spliced from 20 exons. Gene Ontology annotation, molecular function: nuclear import signal receptor activity; small GTPase binding. NCBI's taxonomy places the organism in Eukaryota, Viridiplantae, Streptophyta, Magnoliopsida, Malpighiales, Euphorbiaceae. Gene Ontology annotation, cellular component: nucleus; cytoplasm. The coding region runs from base 144 to 3497 and encodes 1117 amino acids.